AUGAGUGACGAGAAUGAUCUGCAAACAAAUUUAUAUUUGAUAAUUUUUGUGUGCGGUUGUGCAGAUUUUUGCUACAUAGAAGAGAUAGAUGGUGCCUCAAAGGACUACUGUGAUGAGAAUAACACACAGUAUCCCUGUGUAGCUGGGAAGGGUUACUAUGGAAGAGGCCCACUUCAACUAUCAUGGAACUACAAUUAUGGUCCUGCCGGAAAGAGCAUUGGCUUUGAUGGACUCAACAAUCCAGAAAUUGUUGCGACAGAUGCAGCUGUGUCGUUCAAGACCGCCUUGUGGUAUUGGAUGAACAAAGUUCACUCUAUCAUAGUUUCUGGCCAAGGGUUUGGUGAAACAAUCCGAGCCAUCAACGGUGCACUUGAAUGCGAUGGUGGAAACACAAAUACAGUCAAUGCUCGUGUUGAGUACUACCAAGAAUACUGCAACCAACUUGGUGUUGCGCCUGGCGAUAAUCUUUAUUGUUAAAAAGUUAUUAUUUAUUUUUUUUGUUAUAAAUUUAUGGGUACAUGUUUUUAAAAGUAAUAAAGAGUAGGAACCAUCCAAGUUAGGGCUUUAUUCAAGCAUUAACUUAUUUGGCAUGUAAUAGUACAACUAACACAAUAUUGAAGGGCUUUUGAGAACUUAUUUUGAUACUUGAUCAAGGACGAAAUAAUUGGUAUCAACUCAUAUGUAUUCUUUCAUCAAAGGCUAUAUAUGUCUGCUCUUUUUUUUUUUUUUUCCUUAUUAAAUUGAAUAAUACUUUGAUGUUGUUCGAUGGGGAAGAAAUUUGUUUCUCUAUUUACUUCAUAAAAUUUCAUUACAAAAAUAGCAUGCUUUUUAUAGGCAAUACAA
Camellia sinensis is the source of this 843-nucleotide messenger RNA. The record is from RefSeq and is a predicted model, not a curated record. Lineage: Eukaryota; Viridiplantae; Streptophyta; Magnoliopsida; Ericales; Theaceae.